CACAGUGCAGCACUGUCAACGAUAUACCUACAAUAUCGAGUUGUUUCUUACCACAGGUCUGGUAGGGUCCACAAAUACAAAUUAGGCAAAGGAUUAAUUUGAUCGAAAAAUCACAAGGACGUAAAGGAUCAAAGAUCCCCCCUACACAGAGGACAUCUACCUUGUUUUGUUUUUGUGGUCUACUCUGCAUCAGCAGCCAUGGUUCUGGAGGACGAGUGUGACUCUGUCUUUGAGCCUCAAAUCACUGAGGAGUAUGUGGAUACUCUGUUUGGCAAAGUCCACUGCAUCAUGAAUGGGACUCCGAGGGUUAACCGCCCCGUCAUCCUGACCUUUCACGACGUGGGACUGAACCACAAAACCUGUUUCGAGACUCUGUUCAACCACGAGGACAUGCAGGAAAUCAUCAAACAUAUACCUGUUUGUCACGUUGAAGCACCCGGACAACAUGAGGGAGCCAAAACUCUCCCCACUGCGUAUACCUACCCCACCAUGGACCAGCUGUCUGAAGCACUGCCUGCUGUCCUCAAACACUUUGGGUUGCGUAGCGUGAUUGCACUGGGAGUCGGAGCAGGAGCCUACAUCCUGGCGAAAUUCGCUCUAAAUCAUCCUGAUCAGGUGGAUGGAUUAGUUCUGAUCAACAUCAACCCCAACGCUGAAGGACUAAUUGAUUCAGUUGCAAACAAGAUCACUGAAUGGACCCACACUCUUCCAGACACUGUCAUCGCACACUUGUUUGGAAAGGAGGAGAUCCAGACCAACCAUGACCUCAUUGCUACGUUCCGUCACCACAUCACGACAACAAUGAACCAGUCCAACGUGAGUCAGUUCUUCCACUCCUACAACAGCCGCGGCGCUCUGGAGGUCGAGAGGCCCGUUCCUGAGGAGAACAUCAAUUUCAGGACACUCAAGUGUUCCACUCUGCUGGUCGUAGGAGAUAAUUCUCCAGCUGUGGAGGCUGUGGUUGACUGCAACUCUAAACUCAACCCCACCAAGACCACACUGCUCAAGAUGGCCGACUGUGGGGGACUUCCUCAGGUGGAUCAGCCAGCCAAAGUGACUGAAGCCUUCAAAUAUUUCAUCCAGGGCAUGGGAUACAUGUCCAGUGCCGGUAUGACCAGACUUCGCUCACGGACAACCUCCAGCUCCAGCAUCUCGUCCUUCGAUGGCUCUCGGAGCCGCUCACACACCAACGACUUGCAGCGGGGCCGAACGCACUCACAAAGCACAGAGGAGAAGCGCGGGCGCUCACAAACCGACGUCUCCACGGAGAGUUUUAGAAAUAUGGGACAGAGCAUCUCCAAGACCACUGAAGUGGCAUGCUAGAGCGCACAUGCCCAAAAUCCCAUUCACUUAAUUUAUACCUCAUUAUAUUUCCCCGGCUUCAACCUUCAUUCUGUCUUCCUACCGCUCAUCAUUCGGUAAUGCCCUUAACUGCACUAUCUCUAGCUGAAAGGUCACAGGUCAUACCUCCAUCCCAUUGUCUGUACCAUUCUGUAUCCAUUCAUCUUUUCCUUACCAACUCAGCCUUCUGCUCUCUCUAACCUGCCCUGAGUGUUAUAUUCCAUGCCUCUUUAUCUGUGCUCUUCUUAACUUUGUCUUUUCCUCCCUUCACCUGCGCAUGUCCUUUCUCCCCUUUGAUUCAUUCUGUAGAUAUUUUAAUUAAUGCACACUUUAUGUGAAAAACAUGAAAGCUGAAAUAUAUUAUUUAAAAAUGGAGUCCUUAAGCUAAAUCAUAGGUGCACUUGUGUACAAUGAGUAUAAUAAUAUGCAAAGAUAACAUAUCUGCUAGUGUGAAAACUUUGUAUUCAUAACUGUUGGGAUAUGUAUUGAUUUUAUGCUACUUGGACAGCCGUGGAUCAUCAACUGUAGGGAUGUGUUAUGGAUAUAACAUCAACUAAACUCAAUGACUUCAUUCACAAAAUGGUUUAAACUUUGGGUGUUUAGUGAAAAAGAUGUGUUAUAUUCAAUUCAAAUUUUGAAACAGAUGUUAUGUAUACAUUUCUUGUGCUUUCAGUGAUUAAACACAUUUCUGAAAACAAAAAAAAGCUUGCAGCUAACCCUAACCCUAACCCUAACCCUAACCCUAACCCUAGGUUUAUUGUAGAUUGUAUUUCUGUAAUUAUUCCACUAGAUGGAGCUCUAUAACCUCCUCUGUUCUCUCUGAACAUCUGGGUCUAACGGGUCAGGUUAUGAAGCCAAAUAAGUGUUAAAAGCGUGUUUGUUAAUUCACAUCCCACUUAAGUUAUUUAACUAUUUUCCAAUAUUUAAAAUCCAUCUUAUCAUGGGGCAAGCCGAAAAUAACAGUACAAGGAUGAACCAUAAAAUUUGAAUUUUUGGCAAAUCAUUCCAAAAUGACUACAGCACUAUUCAUGUCAAUGAAGCCAAUAACAUUCAAGUAGCCCAGCAUCGCUUCUAACCAAUUCAGUCAUACAAAUAUAUGAGUGAUACACAAUAUCAGCUCUCCACCCACAGAAUACUGUGAUGUUUUACUGCAUUGAGUAUGACUGAGUAGAGGAAAGGCUUGUGAUCUGCAACAUGGCUCAAGGUUGAUUUACUCUUUCCUUUCACUCCGGUGGUGUUUAAUAAUAAAGAACAGAAUAAAUGUA
Messenger RNA from Scophthalmus maximus (turbot), 2606 nucleotides. RefSeq names its product protein NDRG1-like. Lineage: Eukaryota; Metazoa; Chordata; Actinopteri; Pleuronectiformes; Scophthalmidae. The record is from RefSeq and is a predicted model, not a curated record. Gene Ontology annotation, cellular component: cytoplasm. The transcript is spliced from 12 exons. Bases 199 to 1323 code for a protein of 374 amino acids. Gene Ontology annotation, biological process: signal transduction.